CUUCCAAAAACCUAACCCUAGCAGCACCAUCUGAUUUGGUCACUGCUUGGUUCGAUUUCUUCUUUGGUUUUUUGGAAGAUGUCGAAUUUUUACAAGGGAGAUUACAGUCAGAAGAUCGACUACGUGUUCAAGGUGGUGUUGAUCGGAGACUCUGCGGUGGGAAAAUCGCAGCUCUUGGCGCGGUUUGCUCGGAACGAAUUUAAUUUGGACUCCAAAGCUACGAUUGGGGUUGAAUUCCAGACCAAAACGCUUGUUAUAGAUCACAAGACCGUGAAGGCCCAGAUUUGGGACACUGCUGGGCAGGAAAGAUAUCGAGCAGUGACAAGUGCUUACUACAGAGGAGCUGUGGGGGCAAUGCUGGUCUAUGACAUAACCAAGCGUCAAUCAUUUGAUCAUGUGGCAAGGUGGUUACAGGAAUUGCGAGGCCAUGCUGACAAAAAUAUUGUCAUCAUGCUAGUAGGCAACAAGUCUGACCUGGGGACCCUUCAAGCUGUACCCACUGAGGAUGCAAAAGAGUUUGCUGAGAGAGAGAACCUCUUCUUUAUGGAGACAUCUGCUCUUGAAGCUACCAAUGUUGAAACUGCAUUCCUUUCAGUACUCACGGAGAUUUAUCGAAUCAUCAGCAAGAAGACUCUUGUCGCCAAUGAAGAAGUGGAAUCUGGAGGCAAUUCAUCACUUCUCAAGGGAACCAAGAUUAUUGUCCCUGGAAAGGAGCCCAAAUCUGAAGGCAGUAAAUACAACUGUUGCUUGUCUUCAUAGAACUACUUCCCUUUUGUCAAGUGACAAGUUGAUUGCUGCUGUUUAUAGUUUUGGAGAUGAUGACAUGGCACUCCUGGCAUAUCAGCUAAACAUUUGCUCCUUUUGCAAGGAGCUGUUUAGUGUUGCCAAUUCACUGGCAUAUAGAUUUUGGAGAACUCAAACUUACAGUAUUGUUAUUAAUUUCAUGUGAUAUUAUGUGUUUUUAAACCAAAAGGGCCAAA
Molecule: messenger RNA, 980 nt
Organism: Vitis riparia (riverbank grape)
Lineage: Eukaryota; Viridiplantae; Streptophyta; Magnoliopsida; Vitales; Vitaceae
Product: ras-related protein RGP1-like
Exons: 3
Coding region: 79-759 (226 amino acids)
Cellular component (GO): endosome
Molecular function (GO): GTPase activity; GTP binding
Source: RefSeq, a predicted model, not a curated record